CAAGCACUUGUGCGGCUCAACCACGAAGAAGAAAACUAUCCAAUCAAAACAUUUUCAGGAAAACUGUCGGCUAUUUGAAAUCGCUUUGCUUGUGUGUUGUUGUUUUUUUGCCAUUUUUACAACUUUUAUCCGCAAAUGGAGCUUUUUAACGAAAGUGAUACAUUUAAGAUGUACUUUUGCGAGAAUAGGUUAAAAACUUUUGAAGGGUGGCCAUUUGACGAAGACUGCGCCUGCACACCGGAAAACAUGGCAAAGGCUGGCUUCCUUUACACGCCUGUCGACAACAGCCCAGAUGCUGCCACGUGUUUCUUCUGCCUCAAGGAGUUGGAGGGCUGGGAGCCGGACGAUGACCCACAGAAAGAGCACAAAUCGCAUUCACCCUCGUGUCACUUCUUGGCCCUGAAGAAGAAAGUAGAGGAGCUGCCUUUGAACGAGUUCUUGAAGCUCCACCAGGCGAGGCACAAGCGCCUCAUCAGCAAAAACUGUAACGAGGCCGUCGACAAGUUUGAGGUGGCUGCAAGAUUGGUGAAAUCGGAAAUUCUCAAGAUGGAAAUGGGCAAAUAAGACAUUGGGGACGGCGUGGCGCAGUGGAAGAGUGGCCGUGCACAACCCGAGGGUCCCUGGUUCAAUUCCCACCUAGUACCAACUUCGUCACGUCCGUUGUGUCCUGAGCAAGACACUUCACCCUUGCUCCUGAUGGGUCCUGGUUGGCGCCUUGCAUGGCAGCUCCCUCCAUCAGUGUGUGAAUGUGUGUGUGAAUGGGUAUGUGGAAGUAGUGUCAAAGCGCUUUGAGUACCUUGAAGGUAGAAAAGCGCUAUACAAGUACAACCCAUUUAUCAUUUAUUUAUUUAAAAAAAACAAAUGUGUAGGUUUUAGAUUGAAGUGUUUUAAGAGCAUAUGAAAUAAGAGCAUUUGUAUGCUGCAUAGAUGGUUUAAAAUACUUUAAAUGCAUGAUGUUAAUCAAAACAGCCAACCUACUAAAAAUCACCUACCACAGGAGUGUCUGCAACAUCGAUUUUAUUGUUUAUAGUUAAAAAUGUUGAAUAUAUCAAGGUGAAUAAACACUGUAAAGAUC
Nerophis ophidion (straightnose pipefish) is the source of this 1075-nucleotide messenger RNA. It is a transcript of the gene birc5a, whose product is annotated as baculoviral IAP repeat containing 5a. The coding region runs from base 136 to 564 and encodes 142 amino acids. The record is from RefSeq and is a predicted model, not a curated record. NCBI's taxonomy places the organism in Eukaryota, Metazoa, Chordata, Actinopteri, Syngnathiformes, Syngnathidae. The transcript has 5 exons.